Molecule: messenger RNA, 1221 nt
Organism: Mytilus trossulus (common blue mussel)
Lineage: Eukaryota; Metazoa; Mollusca; Bivalvia; Mytilida; Mytilidae
Product: amiloride-sensitive sodium channel subunit beta-like
Exons: 9
Coding region: 1-1221 (406 amino acids)
Biological process (GO): sodium ion transmembrane transport
Cellular component (GO): plasma membrane
Molecular function (GO): ligand-gated sodium channel activity
Source: RefSeq, a predicted model, not a curated record
AUGAGUAAAGUAAAUCCAGGGAACAGUCUCACACCGGACAUAGACAACACUCCUGCAGAUGACAAAAACCCAGCAUUGUUAGAGAAACUAAAAGAGCAUGGCAAUAAUUCAAAUAUCCACGGAAUAUCACAUAUCCUCGGCAGAAAAAACAAUUUCCGAAGACUGUUAUGGAUCAUCCCAUUCUUGUUACUAGCAGGAUUUGCAGCCUAUCAACUGUUUAAUGUAAUGGCACUAUACAAAUCUUAUCCAACACAGACUAAUGUAAAACUAGAUUUCAAGCCUCUGAAAAUGCCAGCUAUUACAAUAUGCAACAUGAAUCCAAUACGACGAACCAAAGUCGACGAAUUGUCAAGUGAACUCAUUCAAAAGUUAUUAAAAGGGGGAAAUGUUGAUGAUGCUAUUCAACAACGCAUGGACAAUUUCACAGAUAUUUGGAACUCUGAUGCUUACUAUUAUGACUAUUAUAACUAUUAUGGAGAUUCGUACUCGAACGAUAAUAACGAUGACAUGAACAUUGCCGAUAAUAGUACUGUUGUAGUAGCAGCAAGCAUUAGUCCGGGAAAUAUUAAAAAAGAACUACUUUAUGCAGAGCUUACUCAUCUAACUUGGGAUGAAAGGUAUUUUGCUGGUCACCAGUAUUCAGAUUUUGUGAUGAGUUGUGAAUUCAGAGGUGUUCCAUGUGAUUACCCAAUUGAUGAAUACUUGUCCUUGGAUUAUGGUAACUGUUAUACCUUGUAUUCGAGAAAAUACAUAGUCGGGGCACCCACAGCUACUUCAGGAUUAACAUUGAAGAUCAAUCUGGAAAACUACGAAUCUCUUGCAUUAUCAGAAGGUUAUGGAGCAAUAUUGAUGAUUCACGAAUAUGGACAACAACAUCCAGAGGACCGUGCACUUGUUAUCUCUGGCGGGACAGAAACUCAUGUCAAGUUACAAAUGAAGCAAAUAAAACGUAAAGGCUCUCCUUAUGGCGAAUGUAACAACCGUCCAUUGUGGGAUCCACUAUCUUCAGUUUGGGGAUGCAUAAAAGACUGUCUUGAAGAAGCAUACUCGCAAUAUUGUCAAUGCCAGAAUAACUUGAUAGUCAAUAACGAUACAAACAAUAACGUAGCUCAAAAAUAUUGUAAAGAAACACCAUAUGAUACAAAAUGUUCAAUUGACAUCUACAAAACAAUUCUGGAAACUGACGGAUACUGUGGCUGCCCCCCCCCCCCAUGCAAGUAA